Pseudopipra pipra is the source of this 2599-nucleotide messenger RNA. Its product is annotated as P2Y purinoceptor 1-like. Gene Ontology annotation, cellular component: plasma membrane. Bases 165 to 1256 code for a protein of 363 amino acids. Gene Ontology annotation, biological process: G protein-coupled receptor signaling pathway. NCBI's taxonomy places the organism in Eukaryota, Metazoa, Chordata, Aves, Passeriformes, Pipridae. The transcript has 2 exons. Gene Ontology annotation, molecular function: G protein-coupled receptor activity. The record is from RefSeq and is a predicted model, not a curated record.
UAUCCUGACCUACUGAGAGGAGGGGCUUAAUGACAAAAGAUAUUUCCCUUGCAGUUUGACACCUGCUCUCUGAACAGCUGCCAUUGCAUAUGGAAUAUUACUGACACCUUCGAUUAUAAACAGGACUCGCAAAAUAGAGUUGUGAUUUCAGGAGGUCCAGAUUAAUGGACAGAAAAAGCACAGACUGGAACCUAGACUUCUGUAAAACAGAUAAUUCCAACCUUUCUAAAACAGGCAUACUCCAUGGACAGACGAUGAAUGGUACAUGCACUAUUUUAAUUUGCAACAGAAAUCCUAAGCUGGAGUGGUACUGUUAUUUGCUGUUUCUGGUUUGCCUUUUCUCUUUAUUAACAGGAUUUCUAGGCAAUAUACUUGCACUACGACAUUAUGUUUACUGCAUGAAGACAUGGACGACCAAUACCAUAUUUCUCUUUAAUUUGGCACUUUGUGACUUUACUUGGACUCUCAUGGCACCUUUUUCAGUAUAUUAUAAUAUCGAGAAGUUAUCUGUAUAUUUCAGUCAAGCAUUUUAUCAGAUCAUAAGACUAUUUUUUAGUAUUAAUGUCUAUGGAAGUGUCUAUUUCCUGGCACUCAUCAGUUUUGACAGAUACAUAGGUGCUGUCCAUCCUAUCACUUCAUUAACAUGGUGGGGCAAAGGAAAGGCUGUGUUUUGCACUAUUGGGGUAUGGAUCUUCAUAGUGAUUGCAUCAAUGCCUGACAUCUACUACACAGUUGCUGCUAGAAGACACCCUGACAUCAUAAAUGACCUGGAUGCCACUGAAGGAUCUUUACACUUUGUAGUGCCAUUCUUGCUCUCCAAGAUUCUAUUGAGAUUCCUAAUUCCAGCCACAAUCAUCUUUACAUGCUAUAUGUUGACUCUCAAAGCACUACUACGACUCAGUAAACGUCAGCAAAGAAGGAACAGACUUGUUAGGCCUCUGUUGCUGAUUUCAGCUGCUAUGAUUGUAUUUGCUGUUUCUUUCAUACCUUACCAUGUUAUGAUGGCGGUAAUACUAAUUUACAGAAUUAAUUGUAAACCACUCUGUGGGAACAUAAGCACAUUAAAUGCUAUUUACAAAGUCACAGAGAUCAUCUGCAGCAUCAACAGCUGUCUUGAUCCAAUCAUUUUUACGGUAGCAAAUAAGACAUUCUAUCAAAGAACUAAAAGUAUAAAAUGUCAUCUCGAAUGCCAGUGCUGCAGUUGCCUGACAAGAAAAGUAAGGGACAUCACUCUGGCCCCGAGAACAAUGACGUAAACACUAGUCUACAAAGAUUCACAUCUCCAAUUGCUUUGUGUCAUCAGAUCCAUUUAAAAUUUUUUCUAUAUUGUACAGCUAUCUCUUGAAUAAGCAAUAAUACACAUAAAUGCAAAGUAAAACUUAACAUGAAGAGAAACAGUAGCAACUUCUGCCUUUACAGAACUGGCAUUUUAAAUAUUCGUGCUAUAAAUAUACCGUACACGCAGCAUGUACCAAAAGUUCUAAAUAGCUCCUUUAAUUCUUGGACAGAAAAAUACAGUAAGAUUAAGUGCAGAUAGUGAUGAGGAGCCUCCUUAUAGUUUCUGUUAAUUAUUUUUUCAUCAGUUUGUAAGGGCUGCUGUGAUUGGAUUGUGCAAUUAAUAACUAUCAUGAUGCUUACAGAUGGACUUCUCGAACAUUUUCAGAGAGGCUUUCUAAAAGUACUUCAUUUUAAUGCUGCUUGCACUAGAGUUCCACUGCCAGUGGAACCUCAUUAACUCAGUAAAGUGCAGCAGAUUUCCAAAAACAAACAAACAAAAACCAAAUAGUAAGAUAAAGUCCCUGCGGAUAGUCAGAGACACAGUAAUUCUGUUCACAAAGUAAAUAGGCAUGGAUUAAAGAGCUUUGCUAAGCCUUCCCCGAGGCAGCAAGGCUUCCCAACUGAUAGGGGUAUCCCCCAAAUCCUAGGCAACUACAGCUGUUUGUCAUUAGUGUUCUGCUUCAGGGGAGCAUGUGUUCUGCCAUGAACUCUGAUUUCCUCAACAGUGAGAAGUGUGCACUGGAAAAGUGUUCUGAAAUACAAAAGUGGCUGAGCCACAAGAAGGGUAAGACAUGCUGCUAUACAGGAGUGCUUCUUCUGUUCCUUUGGUGUCUUAGCAUCACAGUUUCAGGACAGUCUAAGGUAAUUAGACUACAAUGCAUUUUAAUCAUUAAACCAGCACAACAGAUAGUUAUCACAACAUCCACCUUCAAGAGUCAUUAUAUAUGUGUUCUUUCAUCAUAUUAUAUGGGCAAAAUAAUCAUGUUCCAAUGAUCAGCCACCUGCUGACUUGUCUUCUAGCCAAGUUCCACAUAUUACUCUGUUAAUUAUAAAAGCCCAUGUAUCAGUGAGCACAUUACCUUUACUUUCAGAAGGUACUCGUGACAAAGUAUAUUUUAAUAUACUUUGUACAGUGUCUUAAUUCUUUAAUUAUUUAGUUUUAAUAUAAUUUUGUCUUCACAUGUCUCUAUUUGAAAAUAUUUCUAUUUUACAUGGGUACUGAAUCUCUCUUGUUGUAUGUUUCAAUUGUAUUGACUAAAUAUAUAUGUAUGUAUAAAAUCUAGAAAAACUAUACUUUUUAAUUUUCUUCAACUGUGACAUG